Messenger RNA from Anopheles maculipalpis, 4850 nucleotides. RefSeq names its product chitin synthase chs-2-like. Bases 69 to 4835 code for a protein of 1588 amino acids. The record is from RefSeq and is a predicted model, not a curated record. Gene Ontology annotation, cellular component: cell periphery; cell septum. Gene Ontology annotation, molecular function: chitin synthase activity. The transcript has 9 exons. Lineage: Eukaryota; Metazoa; Arthropoda; Insecta; Diptera; Culicidae.
ACCAUUGUGGAAAGUUAUUGAAAAGCGAUUGCAUCACCGCCCGAUCGGUGGCUGAGUAAAAGUGCACCAUGAAGAACAACGGCACCAUGAACUACUUCACCGAAUCGUCCGACGAGGACGACGAGGAGACGGUCAUGAUCAAAAAAGUGCAGCAGGACAAUAAACUAUGGGACUCGUUCCAGGAUCCGCCAGUACCGCAAACAUCCGGUUCCGCCGCCAGCCGGGAGUAUCUGCUCGUGUUCAUCAAAGGGCUGAAGGUGUUUACCUACAUAUUCGUGUUUCUCGUCAUACUGGCCAGUGCGUGCUUUGCCAAGAUGUCCUUUCUCCUGAUGGUAUCGAACAUCAAGGAUGGUACCAAGAAUCGUUACUGUGAUGUUCGGCAACCGGACAAACAAUUCGAGGCGUAUAUUCCACGCGAGCAACGGGUGGCCUGGAUGUGGGCAAUCGUGUUCUCCUUCGCCGUGCCCGAGAUCGGCACCUUCAUCCGGGCGUCACGUAUCUGCUUCUUCAAGAACAUUCCACGCCCAUCCUGGGGCCAGCUGUUGAUGGUCACGGUCAUGGAAAGUUUCCACGUGAUUGGCCUGGCGAUACUGGCGUUUCUUGUGUAUCCCAACCUGGACGUCGUUAAGGCGGCGAUGCUGACGAACUGUGUCUGUCUGGUCCCAGCCAUCGGGGGGCUUGUGUCCCGUUCGCCCAAGGAGUCCAAGCUGGCGUUUAAAUACAUCUUCGACCUGCUUGCGAUCAGUGCCCAGCUCACUGGGUACGUUGUCUGGCCACUGUUAAACAACCAGUUUGAACUGUGGUUCAUACCCGGGGCCAUUUUCCUUGUAUCGUGUCACUGGUGGGAAAACUACCUUUCACAAAAAAGUCUCCUUCGUCCGAUUGCUCUUUUUGCGGAUAUACGUGAAAAGUUAACAGACUGUCGAUACCAGACCUAUCUGCUGAUCGCGCCGUAUAAAAUUCUGCUCUUCCUGGGUGCCUGCAUCUACCUCUCCGGUCAAACCGUGUCCGAUUUCUUCGGAUUGUUCGACAGUGGCUGGGGUAAUCAUACCAUUACAGUACGCGAGAUGGAAGCAGUUUUGAACGAAAAGUUCCCUGACCUCUCGUCCAUUACGUCCGAUCUGGAGGUGCAUGAAAUAUUCCCCACCAGCUAUGCCAUCAUCUGGACGACGGUCACGCACAUCCUGUGCGCGUACCUGUGUUAUAUCUUUAGCAAGUUUGCGUGUAAAAUUCAAAUCCAAAGCUUCUCGAUGGCGUUCCCCAUUAACCUAACGGUUCCGGUUACUGUCACCUUGCUGCUCGUGUUCUGCGGCUUGCGAGAGGCGGAUGUCUGUGCGUUCGAUAACAUUCUACCGGAUUAUAUCUUUUUCCGUAUGCCACCAAUUUAUUAUCUGUUCGAUUAUGUGGUGAACGAGUUCUCUUGGCUCUGGUUACUCUGGCUACUGUCACAAACCUGGAUCACACGCCAUCUGUGGAUGGCAAAGAGCGAUCGUAACGCAUCCACGGAGAAACUGUUUGUCACGCCGAUGUACAACAGUCUCUUGAUAGAUCAGAGUGUCGCUAUGAAUCGUCGCCGUGAGGAUCAGGAAGAUUUCGUCAAGAAAAUUGACAUGGUGAAGGUGAAAGACACCGAAAAAGCGAACGAAAUCGAUGCGAAAGCAAGCGAAGGAAAGGACGAUAGAAUCAAACCGUACGAUCGCAUUCCACAGAUCUUCAUCUGCGCGACUAUGUGGCACGAAAACAAGGAAGAGCUGAUGGAGUUCUUAAAAUCGAUCCUACGGCUCGAUGAAGAUCAGUGUGCGCGGCGGAUGGCAAUGAAACACAUCCAGGCGAACAAGGAUGACAUCGAUCCGGACUAUUACGAUCUUGAAACGCACAUCUUUUUCGACGAUGCUUUUGUGAAUGAUAAAUCUAAGUGCGAAAGUGCCGAUGCGUCCCCACUCAACUCCUACGUCAAAACGCUCAUCAACCACAUAGAGGAAGCGGCUCUGGAGGUGUACAAAACAAAGAUGCGUGUGUAUCCACCAACUAAAAUCGUUACACCGUACGGAGGUCGCCUCAUCUGGACCUUGCCUGGACGCACGAAAAUGAUAGCCCAUCUGAAAGACAAGAACAAGAUUCGCCACAAGAAGCGCUGGUCGCAGGUCAUGUACAUGUACUACCUGCUCGGCUAUCGGAUUAUGCAGCUAAACACGUCUCCCGAGCGGAAAAUGGUUAUCGCACAGAACACGUAUCUGUUGGCUCUGGAUGGGGACAUUGAUUUUCAACCGAACGCCGUCUCACUACUCGUUGGGCGCAUGAAGGUCGACCCCGAUCUUGGUGCUGCCUGUGGACGCAUUCACCCUGUUGGUACGGGCCCGAUGGUGUGGUAUCAAAUCUUCGAAUAUGCCAUUGGUCAUUGGCUGCAGAAGGCGACCGAGCACGUCAUUGGCUGUGUGCUGUGUUCUCCCGGUUGUUUCUCGCUCUUCCGUGGUAGAGCGUUGAUGGAAAACUCGGUCAUGAAGAAAUACACCACCAAGUCGGAUCAGGCACGGCAUUACGUACAGUACGAUCAGGGUGAAGAUCGAUGGCUGUGUACACUUCUACUGAAGCAGAAAUUCCGUGUCGAAUAUUCAGCCGCAUCGGACGCUUACACUCACGCUCCAGAAGGAUUCAACGAGUUCUACAAUCAACGCCGUCGUUGGGUUCCGUCUACAAUUGCCAACAUUUUCGAUCUUCUGGCCGAUGCGAAGCGUGUCGUGAAGACGAACAACAGUAUCUCGAUGCCAUAUAUUAUCUAUCAGUGCAUGCUGAUGUUUGGUACGAUUCUUGGCCCCGGAACAAUCUUCCUCAUGAUGGUGGGUGCUUUGGUUGCCGUGUUUCGUAUCGACAUUUGGACCUCUUUCUUGUGGAACGGAAUUCCGCUCGCUGGAUUUAUGGCUAUCUGCUACUGGAUGAAGCAAAAGUAUCAACUCAUUGCUGCCUUCUUCAUCUCAGCCAUCUAUUCGCUCGUCAUGAUGGCCGUACUCGUCGGUAUUGUCGUGCAGGUGAUGGAGGACGGUAUUCUUGCCCCCUCGUCUGUAUUUUUCCUCGCAGUUGCACUUCAGAUCGUCAUCACAGGAGUACUGCAUCCCCAGGAAAUGGAAGCAUUGCCAGCGGGUCUCGUCUACUACAUCACUAUCCCUUCCAUGUACAUGUUGCUCGUCAUCUACUCCGUGUUCAACAUGAAUGACGUUUCCUGGGGAACUCGCGAAAAUCCUGUCGAUGCCGCUAAGAAGGCACCUCCACCGACAGCUGCGCCAGCCGGAAAGAUGCAAAAAAUACUCGGCUAUCUUCGGUCACCCGACAAGGAAGAGGACGGUUCGAUUGACAUCUCGAUCAAUGGACUGUUUCGUUGUUUGCUCUGCACGCACCCGAAGGCCAGUGCGGAAAAGGAGCAGAUCGCACAAAUUGCGGCAUCCCUCAGUGAAAUAAGUGUCAAAAUGAAGGCACUGGAAAUGAAAUUAACCGGCAACGUCAGCGUAAUGAGAUCAGACGACGAGGAUGAUGACAUCGGCAGUCUCGAUAUGCAUCGUCCGGAAGGUAGCCGUGGCCCGUCCUCGCCUACCUCCACCUCCGGCGCUGCGUCACCGAUCCAGACGGUGAAAAAUGAUUCCCUGGAAGAGCCAGAGAAGCAGAUUAACUAUCUUCCGGACUGGUUGUACGACGUGGAUCUUAAAAAUGGAGACACCGAAACGAUAUCUGCCUCGGAGGAACUCUUCUGGAUUGAGCUUAUCGAGAAGUAUCUCAAACCACUGGAUCUGACGGAAAAACAAAAGGAUGAGAUGAAGUCGCAGCUCAAAGGCUUACGAGAUCUGGCCGUGUUUGCAUUCGUCAUGGCUAACGCACUGUUCGUUCUGGUCAUCUUUCUGUUGCAGCUGAAAAAGCAAGAGCUACACGUCGAGUGGUGGUUUAACGUCAAGAACAAGAUCAGCUUCGAUGAAAGCACCGUGGAGAUUAUGAUCCGCAGAGAGUACCUCGAGCUCGAACCGAUCGGAUUGGUGUUUGUGAUGUUCUUCGGAUUGAUUCUCGUCAUCCAGUUUGUGGCAAUGUUGAUGCAUCGUUUCGGAACGAUCUCCCAGAUUCUUGCCUCGACCGAGCUGAACUGGUACUGUUCGAAGAAGGCAAAGGACAUGUCGCUCGAUGCGGAACUGCGAGAGAAUGCGGUUGAGAUUGCGCGCCGUCUGCAACGUCCCAAACCGCAAUGGGAUGAGGAAGACCUGGAGGAUGAACAGAAAGCGAUCGGCAGACGUGAUACAAUCCAUCGUAUUUUGUACCAGCAUAAAAACAAACAGGAUUGGAGUAAUCUGGAAGCGAACUUCAAGCGCAACUAUUACAAGGAAGGCGAACUGGAUCUGGGUCACCGACUCACACUCAGCCGUAAAACGCUCAACGUGCUCGAUACGCGCCGUAAAUCGAUGGCUGAACAGCGAAAGAUCCGUAAAUCGAUCAUCCGAGGCCAGAAUCCGUACGAUUCGGGCGGAGAUCUUUGGUAUCCGGACGAGCCACCGAGUCAUCAGAAUUCACCAGGAUCGCGAUCGUACAAUGGGCCGGGCGGUGGUGGAGGCAAUCGAAAGCGUAGCAGUGCCAACAAUAACGGCGGCGGCGGUGGUGGUCGUCAGUCGGUCAACAACGGGCUAGGUGCCGGCGGUCGUACCAACUUUGCGUACCAAGUUGACGACGAUUUCGACGAUAACUUCUCGGAUGAUGACACUCGCGAAGGCGUACAGUAUCGCCGACCGACGGUGGAGCUGGAGAUGGCCGAACGGGCUAACCGACCACCGAAGAAUCGCAAGAGCCGAGUCGCCUUCGCCUGAGUGUAGCUGUUGACU